AUGGAUGAAACAAAUUCGGUCAUCGCAACCACUAGCAGCAUUUCCACCACGCGACGACAGCGCAAACGACGUAGCAAGGUCACUAGGGCUUGCGAUGCCUGCAAGCUGAAGAAGAAAGCCUGCACGGGGAAUGUCCCCUGUGCUCCUUGUCUGCGAUUCAACACAGCUUGCACGUACAACUCCUCGUACAGUCGGGGUGCUGCUUUGCCUCCUCCUUCCUCCCAUCAGAAUCACUCCCCCUAUGUACCAACAACUCCUCUUGAUUCACCAGUACAUCAAACUCCGUUGUCGAUAUUGCGUCCCUCAGAUAGCCCAUCGCCACAGGUAUCACAAGAGCCAAAUCCGGUCACAGAUGUUGUGGGCCAGUACUGCGGCCCAGCAUCCACCCACUCUUUCCUGGGUAGGGCUGUUCAGAAAUUCUCCAACACUUCUAGACACUCGAUCACAACCCAGCCCGACGUGGAUGCAUCAACUUCCCCCUCCAUAUUCAGCCAUGGAGAUCGCAGAGUUCCGGCUGUCGAUCAAAGUCUAUUUCACUGGCCAGAUAUUAUGAUAGCGCGCGAUUUAGUCCGUCGGUAUUUUGAAUUCGCUUCUCCAACCUAUAGGAUACUUCACCAGGCCACCGUCGACAGUUGGGUCGAUGCAUUCUACAGCCAGGAGUCACCAUCGUGUCCACUCCCAGCUGCCACCCAGUCCGCACUACUUAUGGUGUUUGCCACGGCCGUGAUGUUCCGUGUGGAUUCCAAUGGUCGGCUGCGCGAUGCAGAUGAAGAAGGAUGGAGACACAGCGAAAUCUAUUUCACCAUGGCUGAACAGCGAUUAUCCUACGAGGCCGGGGCGCCUACUCUGAGAUCGGUGCAGUCUCGCUUUCUCAUGGUGCUGUAUUUUUUAUGCUCCUCACGAGCGAAUCGUGCCUGGUUUACCUUUGGAACUAUGGUGCAGCUCAUGAUGUGUCUAGGGCUGCACCGCAAACAGUCUGUAUCGGAAUGGGCGACGCCAGAUCAUAUUGUUUUAGAAUGUCAGAAGCGGAUAUUCUGGUGCGCGUACACGUUGGAUAAAUAUCUGAGUCUAAUCCUGGGCCGGCCACGUUUGUUGCAGGAUGAGGAUGUUGACCAAGAGCUCCCAACGGCUGUGAAUGAUGACGAUUUGAAGGCCAUGGAAUCAAGGCCACAGCCUACAAAAGACUGCGUAAUGAACGCACCUAUUCUUCAUUCCUUGUUGUCUCGAAUACUAGCUCGGGCAGCAAAGGAACAAUAUGCUCUUCAUUCAAUGGGGGAUGCCCAGCAGAUUGAAGCAAUCCGGUCAUUGAGUGAGGAUAUCACCGAAUGGAAAAAUCGGCUGCCUCCAAUUUUAUCUGGUGCCAUCCAGCCCAGCAGCCUUAUUCCCAUCUUUCGUCGUCAGCUCACCGUCCUGCAAUUGGCACUAUUUCAUGCAACAAUGUUUGUCACCAGACCUUUGCUUUUGCGAAAUUACGCAAAGGACUUACCUGAGUGCGAAGGGUUAUAUCAGCAUUAUCUCACUGCCUGUGUCAUGGCUGCCAGAAACACAGUGCAGCUUAUAUUGAGUUUUGUCAAAGACGAUCAAUUGUUUCCGUCCUUUUGGUACUCACAAUAUAUUGCAUUCAAUGCAUUGUCGGCGAUUUAUAUCUAUUUUAUCCAAGUCAAACGGGGACGCAUCCCGGCGUGCUCUUCUUGGAGCUCACUCGAUUUGGAUAAAGGCACUUUGUAUGAGCUGGCUGAAACCACCCAGCAGCACCUCGCACAAGCGACUGUCCGUAACGCUCCCUCAUGGCGAUACAGCGCUAUCUUGGAAGGACUACGAUGUGAGGUGAAUCGUGUACUUGAUUCGGAAUCGGAUGACCAUCAACCCAGCUCUAGCCGAGCCCAGUCCACACGAAACAAUGAAACAAUGGCAGAGGAAAUGCUGAGCCCUCAUAUACCAGGGCCUGAGUAUGGAGCUCAGAAAAUGGAUAUUGCACUUCCUGAGUUUAACUUCCCCGACACGCGGGCAGAGAGUCUAUUCGAAAGCUUUGCGCUUGAUAAUGAUCCAUCCUUGAAUUUCUGGCCGCAGCUGGAUUGUCUACCAUUUAUCCCGAUAUAA
Messenger RNA from Aspergillus wentii DTO 134E9, 2100 nucleotides. RefSeq lists its product as uncharacterized. NCBI's taxonomy places the organism in Eukaryota, Fungi, Ascomycota, Eurotiomycetes, Eurotiales, Aspergillaceae. The record is from RefSeq and is a predicted model, not a curated record. The coding region runs from base 1 to 2100 and encodes 699 amino acids. Gene Ontology annotation, cellular component: nucleus. Gene Ontology annotation, molecular function: DNA-binding transcription factor activity, RNA polymerase II-specific; sequence-specific DNA binding; zinc ion binding. The transcript is spliced from 2 exons. Gene Ontology annotation, biological process: positive regulation of transcription by RNA polymerase II; DNA-templated transcription.